Messenger RNA from Penaeus monodon (black tiger shrimp), 685 nucleotides. RefSeq names its product cuticle protein AMP1A-like. NCBI's taxonomy places the organism in Eukaryota, Metazoa, Arthropoda, Malacostraca, Decapoda, Penaeidae. The transcript has 3 exons. Gene Ontology annotation, molecular function: structural constituent of chitin-based larval cuticle. Gene Ontology annotation, cellular component: chitin-based extracellular matrix. The coding region runs from base 65 to 559 and encodes 164 amino acids. The record is from RefSeq and is a predicted model, not a curated record.
CGAGUAUAUAAGCUCCCUGGGUCUCCAACCGGGACACCAGUCGAGGUAAAGGGACGGAUACACUAUGUACUUGGUACUUUUCGCCGCCGUGGCCAGCGUGGCAGUCGCCCUCCCCCAGUACCCAACCCCUGCCCCAGACCCCUCGCCGUCCUAUGGCGUCCCCUCCUCCCGGGGCGCGGGGCAGGUGCAGGAGGUCGUGCCCAUUCUGAGGGACGAGCGAGUCCAAGAGGACGACGGCAGGUACAGCGUCGAUGUCGAGACUGCCAAUGGAAUCGUUGCCUCGGAGUCUGGCUCUCCCGAAGGUCCCGAGGGCGCAGUUGUCAAGGCCGGACAAUACGCUUACACCGCUCCUGACGGCUCCCUGAUCGAAGUCAAGUUCACCGCCGACGAGAACGGCUUCCAGGCCGAGGGCGACCACCUGCCCGUGGCUCCCGAGUUCCCCCACCCGAUCCCUCAGUUCGUCCUCGACCAGAUCGCCUUCGCCGCUGAGGAGGACGCCCUUGCUGCAGCCGAGACCAGAGAUUCUUCGCCUCCCCAGCUGUACCAGAGGCCACAGUAGAUGGUCUGGAGCGUGCGUUGUACAUAACGACGUGGUGAAAAACUUUGUGAAACUUUUGUACAUAUUUAAUUUAUUCGUCAUGUGUGAAUGGCAUUGUAAGUGUAUUAGAAUAGAAUGCAGACAUUA